This is a messenger RNA of Akanthomyces muscarius, 5346 nucleotides long. RefSeq lists its product as uncharacterized. The transcript has a single exon. Gene Ontology annotation, molecular function: RNA-directed RNA polymerase activity; RNA binding. The record is from RefSeq and is a predicted model, not a curated record. Gene Ontology annotation, biological process: DNA-templated transcription. Bases 1 to 5346 code for a protein of 1781 amino acids. Lineage: Eukaryota; Fungi; Ascomycota; Sordariomycetes; Hypocreales; Cordycipitaceae.
AUGUAUCAUGUCAUGAAUUCAUCGACGCGCCCAGACACGCUUGCGCAAUACCUCUUGCCGAAACGUCGCCAUUUGGAAACCCUCGAAGACUUGAAGGCCAUCAUCGACGAGUCGAUCCGCGAGAUACAGCGACGUCCGAAUUUCCACAGCCUAGCAGUCUCCAACAAGCGCCUGGUGCAACCAAGCUAUCCUACGUUCAUCAGAUUCUCCGUCCUCCGCAUUGCACAGAGCAAUUGCUCCGUCGACAAGGUUGUGGAAGCGGCCAGCAACUUUCAUGGCUAUGGAAACUGCAAAGCUACACAUAAUCUACAUUUUCCGAUUCGGUUGGCGAUAAAUGAUGGCCGAAACUGUCCAUUACUCUGGCAAGGCUCCCGCAGCGUGGCGGAUGUACCCGGCUAUCCGCUAUUUUACGCACCGAUUGAUAGCAAGCAGGUUAAGGCACACCCGUCCGCCGCUUUGUACUCUUUCAAGCGCAGCGCGGCCAGCGCGAAUGCGGAUACACCAGGCCCAGCCAGGAAGCCAGGCAAGGCGAACACCAAGUACGCAGUCGCAGAGCAAGCCUGUGUAAAUAGAUCCUCUAGCACCGGCGAUAACCACAUUGCCCUGUUCGUCAAGGCCUACCUGGCAUACUUUGAUGCAAUUGCUGCAGCUCUAGACGGCACUAUAAUGCGCCACAAUGCCGAUAUCAUGCAGCUGUCUACACUGAAUAUAGCUGACCCACGAUUUUCGAGCAACGUUAUCCGCAAUUUGCCUUCAUCUGAAAUGGUAAAUGUGUGUGGGCAACCGCGCGGAUAUCAAGAAUUCUGGGCGUACUGCUGCCUUUGCAAGCCCGCUGUCUUCGCGUCGGCGCAUUCAAUGGCACAUACGAAUGCAACGCCCUUCAGCAUGUACGAGUACAUAGGCAUGGAAAUGACCUGCCUUUGCGACGUGGAAUUAAAAUUAUCUCCAAACGGACCGUAUUUUUACGGAAAACCGAACCUGAUCAUCUCAUACAUCGAAACCUAUGCGCAAAUUAACGGCAUCCAGAGCCAACUCAACGAAGCGUUACAGAUCGCCAUGCUUUGGCCGUGCCUGCUGCAGACCGAUGCCCCCGUCGCGCUCCCAGCUGCGCUUCAUGCCGCUGACUGGAUCACUAAUGAUAUCAUUGCUCCGGCUACGAAUAUCAGCCAAAGUGACACGCCAUAUGAGGGAUUGGUCUCCUCCAACCCUUCUGUCGUCCUGGCGUCUACCCUUGCUGGUGCGUGGGCUUUGCAGUCGCAGCUCUAUGACUUCAUCGGUGUCAUCAUAUCGGAUCGCGGGUGCUGGGAUGUGUCAAAAGCGGAGCUCGAACGCGCGUCAAAGUGGCUGCAGAGCGUUGCGUCAGAACCCGGCGUUGGGUGGGAUCUGCUAUUCCGCCACCAGUUUGAAGUAACGCCGUCGUUCCUCCAACUUACCGGCCUUGGCACGGACUCUAUCUCUUGGUUCAGGCUUAUAUCGAGGUUCAGCGUGAAAGAAUGGCGAUACCCAGCACAUUUGCGGCUGAUGCAGCCGUUCUGGACAGCAACGUCUAUAUGCGGUCAGCUACCGUGGGAGAUCACAUGGCACCCGGACAUAACCACUUCGCACGAGUGUAUCACUGCGGCGCCCGUAACAAUCAUGCGUCUUAUUCGCCUUGGGCUCCUUUCCUCCGACGGAUGUCUUCCGUCUAUUCAACGAAAGGUAUAUCCCGACUUAUCGCAUAGCGGAUUGGAGACUAUCACGGUAGCUGAAACUUCUCUUCUGCCGCUGGAAUUAGUGUUGUCGCGUGGCAUACGAGUCAUAGCGGAGUAUGACCAUGGGUGUUCAGCAAAUUCCGGCACUGGUAAAGUACAAGCAUGGGACAACAUUCGGCGCAAAACAGUAUGGCCCAUUGGUGGAUUACAGCAACAUCUUUCUAUUCGCGACCGGCUACCAAAUGCGAUGGCCGCGGAAGUGCUGUGCUAUGACAUGCCAGGGAUGGCGAAUCCCAUUACUGUUAAGGCCGCACAAGAUCGGCUAGAACAAGUCAAAAAGAAUUUAGCGAAAAGAUCAUACGAAAAGAUGAUAAACAGCUCGAUUGAGCUGAGCAAGAUUGGCUAUGCGAACUACAUCGAUAACAGUCAGCCGCCAGGGCCACAUGCUCUCGUCUACGCUCCAGUUGAUGCGGAAGCAGUGGAUGGUGCGUGGUGGUGCAUUCUCUAUCUACGGCGAUUCCAAAAUGGGAACAUGGAGAGUAUGGCUAGCCUGAAGCGGGCGAUACGCGCAGCUGUGAAUUUCGUCACCGAUCACCCUAUUGAUAUUGAGCAGAUGGCUGGUGCGUGUUGUGCGCUUGACCUUCCGGUACCUUGCAUUUUUUCCAGUUUGUCUUGCCUUCGGUACAGUUGCAUUGAAGAUCAGUAUCGAAAGAUUCCGUAUUUCUUACAACUGAGCAGCCAAGGUUGGCGUGUUGUGGCACCUUCGGCCAUGACAUCAGACUCUCUUGCGCAGCACAUGUGCGCUUGCGUUGACAACAUGCCGCUAAAUGCGGCAGCCAACCAGCCGGCGCUUACCUCAUCGUCAAUGAUCCCGCCGAGCAACGAGCAAAUGCAUUAUGCUGGGCGCUAUAAUUUAUCAACCAGAGUUAGGCUGCUUGAUGAAAUGAUACGGCGCUGGGAUAAACAUCUGUCGACAUCAGACGAGGUCAUUGUCGUGCAUCAAGCUCUUUUCCCUGGCGUCGGCAUUCCGCGGUUUUUAAAGGAAGACGAGCUCAAGGGCUUUGAGUCGGUGAACGAGCCGUCUUUCACCGAAGCAAGCGCGAGCACGGUCUUUAUAUUAGAGUUUCUGUCCAGACAAAUGGGGCAUCAGUAUUUCAACAAGUUGAAAGAUUUUGGAGAGAAACAUGGUCGCGACGAAGUCGGCGGUGCCUUGCUCUGGCCGCAUCGCUCUCCGCAGGCCGCAACUAAAAACAAUAUAUCAACCGCAGGCUUGCUACUUAUCCUCGAUCCAGAAAAAUCUCAAGAGCUGUUGGCUCUGUGGUUUCUGCAGCGCAACAUUGGUAACCACGCCGAAUUUGUCACGGCUGUUGCCCUCUGGCUGUCAGCUAUCAACCUGUGCAGCAAGGCAUGGUCUCAGCUAUUGAACACCGAGCUUUUGCUGAAGAAUGAGGAUACUUGGCUAGACCACACGAAGCAAUGGCAUGACCUGUGGCGGAAAAACGGGCUGCCCUGCUGUAGCUGCCCUCAGUGCUGGACCCAACUGCUUUACAUGCAAUCUCUUUGGGGUCGUGGUGGGGUGGAAGUGGACUGGGAGCAAGAGAUAUCGAACAAAUCAAAAGUACCGGACGAUAUUGUCGCGUUCACAGGUCAGCUGUGGUCAGCCGCGUAUGCGACAGGUCUAAUCCGGGCUGCCAUUCGCGAAGUGCUGGAAACGGCACUGCAACGGUUGCGUGUCAAAUCAUUUGACGAAUUUAUGGACAAUGCAUUCGAGUGGCUCGUCCCCGGCACGCCUGCAGGAAUGCCCUCGGCCUUCAACCAGACAGAGCUGAAGGCCUUUCUCAGGAAGGAAUACGGCAUCAUUCCUCGCUCGACAAAACGGUCGGUGAUGGAGACGAUAAGUCGCGAUUAUGCCUUACAGCAAGUGUUGUCGCGGCCACAAAUAGUUGCAAAACUGCACCAGAAACUAAACGAAACCGGCGGCAAGGCACGAGCUAUUUAUGGAGUAACGAUAUGGCAUUACAUCAUUUCAAAUUGGUUGAUGGCACCAUUAGAAAAGGCGAUUGCGCAUCCAGCCAUUGACAUCAACUUGCCCAAUGCCGAUUUCGUGAAGCUGGAGGUCCUUCGUGCACAGGAGGCUAAUAGGGCUGCAUGCUUUUCUUCCUAUGAUUACCCCGAUUUUAAUUCCAUGCACACGCAUUAUCACAUGUCGAUCAUUUACGAGGAAGCCGGCGCCGUUUUCCGUGCCUCGUCCUGCUACAUGGCAAUGAACCGCGAUGAAAGGGAUCUAGUGUCUCAAGGAUACAAGUGGCUCCAAGACGCUACGUUUACGCAAGUCUGUUUUCUUCCUGAAUCGGACGAGUUCAUCCAAACAGUCGGUGGGCUCUACAGCGGCAAUCGCGACACUACGUUGAUUAACACUGUACUCAAUAUUGCGUAUGCGAGAGUUGUGGACACAUCCUGCCGCAAUAUGGCUUUGAACCCUUCUGUACAAUGGCGCCUAUGUCACGGAGACGACAUCAUAACGGUACACGGCAGCUAUGGCGCAGCAAUUGGCUGGAACGCUGUAGCUGAGCGUGCCAACCUGAAAGGACAAGAGAAGAAACUUUUGACAGACAGAUGCUAUCACGAAUAUUUACGAAUCUUGGGCUGCCCUGAUGGCAAAAUCAGAGGCUCACUGGCACGUGUUGUAGCCACUUUCGUCAAUGGCAAUUGGGAAACUGACUCUUCGUCUGGGGCAAAUAGCCAGGUAGUAGAGGUGAUGUCUGCUGUGGACGUCUUGCGUCGCAGAGGGAUGCGCGAAGAAUUUGCACGCAAGCUCUUAUCGCAGUGUAUCCAGCUUCUCGCGCAGAAUGUUUCCAUCAAAGAAAACGAGGCUGAAGCGACUAGACGCGCGAUUCUCAGUAUCCCAAUACAUCUCAAGCGGGGAGAACUGACUAAGUCGGCUAGCAAUACAGCUAGGCAAGCUGAAGCAAACGCAAUGCCGCUUACAAUCUACGCUGAGAACAAGCGGCGUGAGAGGCUGGAUAUUGAACGCAGGUUUAGAAGCUUGCCUGCCAACGUGACUGACCCGUACAUGAAGCGACUCGUCGCGUCACUUCCGCCGGCACUUCAGCAUCAAGAAGGGAUGCAUGCCAGACUCAAGGCGGCGCUGCAACGGUCAACAUACGGGUCUGAAUUUCCCAGAAGACUUCAAAUUGAAUUGAAGCAGACGCCUCAGUUGGUAGCCCUGCGCAAGAGGAUGAAAGAAGCAGCGGAAAAGAGAGGCCAAUUUGAGAAACACGUCCUGGUCACAGACGUUGGGCGGCACAUGCAAAAACACAAGCUCUUUGCGACGACAAUGCGGCGCAUUAAGGCGUUUUACACAGUUCUGUCCUCGCUCGACAAUCUCGGCGGCUACACAAAAUCGCAGCUUGUGUCGUUUCUAGUGGGAAUGCCAGAGUCCACCGUCACGAGCGCGUUGUUGGUGGACGGCGCACUCGCUGCAGACUGGAGGCGAGCUGGGCGGCCGUCGGCAGCCGAGGUCGGAGCGUUGGAAAACGAGCUUGAGGUGUACCUCAGUGGAGGUGCAAAUCUUCGUAUUGAUGAGGAAGUGGUCGUGUUUGCUGAUAACGGCCUGUGGAGAAUUGUCCCAGUAAGAUCACUGAUGCUGUAUUGA